Molecule: messenger RNA, 5694 nt
Organism: Nasonia vitripennis (jewel wasp)
Lineage: Eukaryota; Metazoa; Arthropoda; Insecta; Hymenoptera; Pteromalidae
Gene: hlk
Exons: 25
Coding region: 27-5339 (1770 amino acids)
Source: RefSeq, a predicted model, not a curated record
AGCUUUCGAGAGCAGUCAGUGCGGCGAUGUCGACGACGAACGACGCUUCGAGGGGGCAGCAGCACCAGCAUCUACACAGACGGUGCUGCUUCCUCCUGUUGCUGCUGCUCCUGCUUCUGACGUGGUUCGGUGCUUCGCCCGCGUCCGCGGCUCUCCGCGCGUCAUCCAAGGAUCAGCCCACCCAGCAGCAUCACGGCAAGGAACCAGGCGGCGGCGGCGGCGGCGGUCCUGGUCAUGGCAAGCUCAAGGAGGACCCCGUCAUAGAGGAGGUGACGAGCAAGCAGCUCGAGAGGCUCCUCAAGGAGAAGGACUUUGUCGCCGUUUACUGGUAUGCGAGGAGUUGCACCACGUGCGACAAGGUGCUGGCCGAGCUCGAAAAAAUCGACGAUGACACGGACACCUUCGGCGUGGACUUUGUCAAGAUCAACGACAAGCGGCUGGCCAAGCAGUAUGGCAUCAAGACCUUUCCCGCGCUCACCUACUUCCGCGAGAAGGAGCCCAUCAUCUACGAGGGUGACUUGAUGGACGAAGAAAACGUCCUCGAGUUCCUCACGAGCCUCGAGGCCAUGGACUUGCCCGACAGGAUCGAGGAGGUCAACGCCAAGAUCCUCAGCAAGAUCGUCGAAGACGCCGACUUUGUUGCCGUUCUCUUCUGUCCGGGAGCGGAGAGAUGCGCUGGCGCCGACUUUAACAAGCCAGAUUGCAAAAAGUGCGCGAGAGCCCUCCAGGAGCUGGAGAACAUCGACGACGAGGCCGAUCAGCUGGGCAUCGGAUUCGUCAAGAUCGCAGACGAACGACUCGCCGAGGAGUACAAUCUCGGACCGCUUCCCGUUCUGGUCUACUACAGACAUCAGAUCCCGAUUGUCUACGAGCAGGAAUUGAGCAGAGAAGAGGACGUACUCGAGUGGCUGAUAGCGAACAAGAGCACGGGCGACGAGGAGGACGUGAUCGAGGACGUCACGGCCAAGACGCUCACCACCCUUAUCGGCAACAUUGACAAUCUGGUUGUUCUCUUCUACGAUCACGGAGAUGAGGAUUCGAUGCAGGUGCUCACGGAACUGGAGAAGAUCGACGACGACUGCGACAAGCACGGGAUCCAAUUCGUCAAGAUCGACGACGUUAAGGCCGCCAAGGAGUUCGGCAUCGACUCCAUCCCGGCAAUCGUCUACUUCGAGAAACAACUGCCGAACGUCUACGACGGCGAUCUUCAGAACGAGGACGAAAUUCUGGAGUGGCUGCUGUCGCAACUGGAGAAGGACGAGAUCGAGGACGUCACCGACGAGAUGCUGGAUCGUCUCGUGAAGGAGGGAAAAACCCUCGCCGUUCUGUUCUAUGACAACAAUGACCGAAAAUCUCAGCGGGUGCUCAACGAGCUUGAGAACAUCGACGACGAGUGCGAUCAGUUGGGAGUGGUUUUCGUGAAAAUCGACAACGCCGAGGAGGCCAAGGAGUACGGAAUCGAAAAAAUACCGAGCCUGCUGUACUUCGAGAAGGGUAUCCCAACGCUGUUCGAGGGAAAUCUCGAGGACGAGGAGAAAGUGCUCAAGUGGCUGGACAGCCAGCAGAAGAGCGACCACAUCGAGGACAUCACCGACGAGAUGCUGGACAUGGUCAUCGACAAGAUGCCGCACGUCGCUGUCUUAUUCUAUGACAAAGACCAAAAGAAGAGCGCCAAAAUUCUGGCAGAACUCGAAAACAUCGACGAUGACUGUGACGAGCACAACAUCGCCUUCGUCAAGAUCGACGACGCCGAGGAGGCUAAGGAAUACGGCAUCGACCAACUGCCGACUCUGGUGUUGUUCGAGAGGAAGAUACCCCAUAUUUACGAUGGGGACCUGAUGAACGAAGAUCAACUGCUGGGCUGGCUCCUGCACCAGAAGAAACACAGUGAGAUUCCCGAGGUCACCGACGAGAUGAUGGAAAAACUCAUCGAGACCACCCCGUAUCUCGCAGUUCUGUUCUACGACAAAGACGACAAGCAGGACAUUCGAAUUCUGAAUGAACUGGAGAACAUCGACGACGAGCUGGAAAAGGAGGGUAUCGUCAUCAUCCGCAUAGACAACGACGCUGAAGCCAAGGAGUACGGAAUCGAUCAUCUGCCGACUCUGGUCUACUUCGAGGACAAGAUCCCAGCGCUCUACGAAGGCGAUCUUCUCAACGAGGACGAGGUUCUCAAGUGGCUCAUCGAGCAGAAGAACACCGCUACCAUCGAGGAAGUCACCGAUGAAAUUCUCAAGGACCUCAUCGACGAGCACGAAUACGUCGUUGUCUACUUCAGCGGAAACUGCGAAGACGGCGACGAGUGCGAGACGGUGCUCAAGGAGUUGGAAAACAUCGACGAUGAACUUGACGAGACCGGCAUUGUCUUCGUUACGACCGAAGACACUGGCCUAGCCAAGAAACACGGAAUCAAAAACCUGCCAACUUUGGCUUUCUUCCGUAACAAAGAGCCGCUCAUUUACAAGGGCGAUAUCGAAGACGAAGACGAAGUGCUCUCCUGGCUCACCGAUGAGAACACUCUCGAGAUCCCCGGCAAAAUCGAGGAGGUCAACGCCAGGAUGUUGGAGAACAUUCUCGAUGAGAACGACUACGUCGUCGUCUUCUUCUACAAAGAAGGAGACAAGAAGAGCCAGAAGAUUCUCCAAGAGCUGGAGAACAUCGACGAGGAGUGCGAAGAGAAAGACAUCGACUUCGUGAAAAUCUCGGACGAGGGAAUCGAAAAGGAAUACGAUCUGCCAAGUCUGCCAGCUUUGGCCUUCUACCGACACAAGUUCCGCCAAGUUUACACGGGCGACAUGAUGCACGAAGAGCAGAUUCUCGACUGGGUUCUUGACCUGCGCACAUCGACACCGGACGUCAUCGAAAGCGUCGACAGAAAGACUCUACAGGUCCUCAUCAAUGAUGUCGAACAUCUAGCUGUAUUCUUCUACGACGAUGACUGUGAAUCAUGCAAGGAGAUCCUGGAAGAGCUUGAAACCAUCGACGACGACACCGACAAACAUGGCAUCCAGUUUGUCAAGUCAAAGGAUGCGAAACUCGCUGCUGAGAUCGGAAUCUUCUCCUUCCCAGCGCUCGUUUACUACGAAACCGGUGUGCCCAUCAUGUACGACGGUAAUCUUCUCGACGAAGCCGAAGUCUUGGACUGGAUGGUGAGGCAGAAAAAUGACGCGAGUAUCGAAGAGAUCGACCGAGAUACCCUCGCCAAGUACAUCGAAACUAAGGAAUUUCUCGGCGUCGUUUUUUACAAGGAUGAGGAGCCCGAGAGUCCUCGGAUCCUGCGGCACAUCGAGCUGAUCGACGACGAGGCCUCGGAGUACGGGAUAAAGAUCGUGAAGAUGAGCGACCGUCUGAUGGCGAAGAAGUACGGCUUCCGCAACCCUCCGGGCAUCACCUACUUCCGCAAAGGUAAGUACAUCAACUACGACGGCGACAUCGACGACGAGGAGGAGAUCCUCGACUGGCUGACCAACCCCGAGAACAUGGAGCUGAACGACCACAUCGAGAGGGUCAACCGCAAGAUGUUCCAGAAGAUCCGACAGAACUCGGACUACGUGGCCGUCUUCUUCUACAGCAACGACUGCAAGCAGUGCAGCCGGGUGUUGAGCGAGAUCGAGCACAUCGACGACGAGGCCGACGGCGCCGGGAUCAACUUCGUCAAGAUCGACGACAAGCAGCUGGCCAAGGAGUACGGCGUGUUCGCGCUGCCCGGUAUCCUCUUCUUCAAGCUCGGCUCUAAGGAACCGGUCAUCUACGCAGGUGACCUGUACGACGAGCAGCAGAUCCUCCAGUGGCUGAUGACCCAGAAGGAUCCGUCCGGCGAGAUGAUCGAGGAGAAGGAGGGAGAGGACCUGCUCAACAUGAUACGCGAAUCCGAAUCCCUUGCCGUGUACUUCUGGAACAAAACUUUCUGCGACAUAUGCCAAUCUAAAGCCUAUCGCAAGCAGAGGCGCCACAAGGAACAGAUGCUCGCCGGAGGAGAGGGACAGGAGGAAGAGCCGCCCGCUGAUAGCGAUGAUUGCGAGCAUUGCGCUGGUAUUCUCGAGGAGCUGGAGAACAUCGACGACGACUGCGACAGACACGGCAUCACCUUCGUAAAGACCGAAGAUUUCAAAGUCGCGGAAGACUACGGAGUGACGGACUUCCCGGUGCUGGUGUACUACGAGAAUCAGAUACCGAACGUCUUCGAGGGCAACCUCGCGGAGGAGGAGGAGGUGCUCCAGUGGCUGAUAACGCAGAAGACGGAGGAUCGCAUCGAGUUGAUAACUCGCACCAUGCUCGAGUCCUUCGUCGAGGACACGCAGUAUCUGGCCGUCUACUUCUACAAGCAGAACUGCUUCAUCUGCGACGAGAUCCUCGAGGGCCUGGAGAAGGUCGACGACGAGUGCGACGUCUUCGGGAUCCACAUGGUCAAGAUACAGGAUCCCCAGCUGGCCAAGCGAUACUCCAUCAAGACCUUCCCGGCCCUGGUCUACUUCAGGAACGGCAAUCCGCUGCUGUUCGAGGGCGACCUUCAGAACGAGGAGUCGGUGCUCGAGUGGCUGAUAGACGACGACAACCGCGAGCUGGCCGACGAGAUCGAGUCGGUGAACGGGCGGAUGCUGGAGAGGCUGCUCGAGGAGUCGCCCUUCCUCGCGGUCUUCUUCUACGACGAGGACUGCCCCGAGUGCGAGGAGAUCAUGGAGGCCCUGGAGAAGAUCGACGGGGAGGCCGAUCUCUUCGGGAUCGACUUCGUCAAGGUGUCGGCCCCCGAGGCCGCCGAGAAGUACGGCAUCCUCAACGUGCCCUCGCUCGUCUACUUCCGCAAGAAGACGGCCCUGAUCUACGACGGAGACCUCACCCAGGAGGACAAGAUCCUCCAGUGGCUCACCUCCCAGGACGUCUUCGAGAUCAAGAACGAGAUCGAGGAGGUGAACAAGAAGAUGCUCGACAAGCUGCUCGACGAGAACGAGUUCCUCGCCGUGUUCUUCUACGAGCACGGCGCGAGGGAGAGCGAGGAGGUGAACGAGAGGCUGGAGAACAUCGACGGCGAGACCGACAACCUGGACAUCACCUUCGUCAAGAUGGCCGAUCCGCGCUACGCGAGGAAGUGGGGCGUGACCAAGCUGCCCGCGAUAGUCUACUUCCGCAAGCGGUUCCCCAGCAUAUACAGAGGCGACCUGAGGAAGGAGGAGGACGUGCUCGAGUGGCUGCGCAAGAACCGCUUCCGACAGCCCGAGCUCAACAUCUACAUGUACAUGCUGAUAGCCGUGGCGAUACUCUUCGCCAUGUACACGGGCUUCCUGCUCUCGUGCUUCCGCACGGAACCAGCUCCGCCGGCUCCUCAUCCCAAACAAGCGUGAUCGCAUCAUCGGCUGCUGCAGGCUCGACGUAUACUCGAAGAAUCACAUGUUACUUGUGCACACAUUUGAUAUACAAUAUACGAGAAAAGCGAUAAAGCACGCAAGCGUUAUCUCUACCUUCAUUCUUCUCUCCGAUAGUCUCUCUCUCUCUCUCUCUCUCUCUCUCUCUCUCUCUCUCUCUCUCUCUCUGUAUACAUUUUGAUGCUACUCUGAUGCUAAAACUGUUUAUUAAAUUUUCUCGAUCGCUCUAUGCGGCCCGCGGCUAUCUUACGACCCUCUACCCUCUAUAUAUCCAUCUCUGAUAAUCACACGCGCAAAUUCCAUGAAAAAAACAAAAAAAACAAAAAAAAAAAAA